CAUGUGUGGAAACAACAGGACUGUGUGAUUAUUCUGUCCUUUUACUCAAGUUGACCUUAUUUUAUGUUUGUGUGCUGCGCAUGUGCCAAAAACAGGGGGCGGGUUUGUUGAUUCCCGAUCAAAUGUUUUGUUUUCUGCUGCGGUGAAAUGGGUCUGACGAGCUAGCGCACAUAGCUACGACGGCAAGCGUUUCUCAGUGACUUUGUACCAGCCUCCAAAAAGACAGAGUCAUGGGGAAUACAAGCAGUGAGAGGGCUGCCAUGUGCCAGGGGGAGAAGGGUCGGAGGGACAGCCGAGGGAACAAGGAGGGGGAGAGGCCAAAGAUCCUGAUGGACAGCCCCGAGGAUGCAGAUAUUUUUCAUGGUGAAGACAUGAAAGCUCCUAUGGAGAAAGAGGAGUUCCUUGCGUGGCAGCAGGACUUGGAAGCGGAUGACAAAGGACCAACGCUGGACCGACCAACAGUCUUUCGCUGGACUGGAGACGGCAAGGAGGUCUUCAUCUCUGGAUCUUUCAACAACUGGGCCAACAAGAUUCCCCUUAUUAGAAGUCAGAACACCUUUGUGGCCAUUGUCGAUCUACCUGAAGGGGAGCAUCAGUACAAGUUUUACGUCGAUGGCCAGUGGACACAUGACCCAUCUGAGCCAGUCAUAACCAGUCAACUCGGGACCGUCAACAAUGUCAUCCAGGUGAAGAAAACAGACUUUGAGGUGUUCGAUGCUCUAAUGGUGGACUCACAGAAAUGUUCUGACAUGUCAGAUCUCUCCAGCUCUCCUCCCGGGCCCUAUCAUCAGGAUGCCUACGUCCCUAAACAGGAAGAGAAGUUCAAGUCUCCACCCAUACUCCCACCUCACCUGCUGCAGGUCAUCCUCAAUAAAGACACUGGAAUUUCUUGUGACCCUGCAUUACUCCCAGAACCCAACCAUGUCAUGCUCAACCACCUCUAUGCUCUUUCCAUCAAGGAUGGAGUGAUGGUGCUGAGUGCGACACACCGCUACAAGAAGAAGUACGUCACCACCUUACUAUAUAAACCCAUCUGAUUGAAGACCAACUUCAUAAUCCUGCACGAGUGUUUUAUCUGUACACUGAGUGUACAAAAUAUUCAGUGAGUGAACAUGCUCGCUCAAGCUCAAGACCAUUACCUUUUAAAUUCGCAUGCUGACUUGAAGAUUCUCACACGGGGCUCAGAAAGUUGAUGUGUGACUACUGAUAUUCUGAGGGCCAACAGUCACCUGGAUGAGAAUAUCAGGUUAAGGCUUAUAAGCGGCUAACAGCUCUGAGAUCAUAUUUUGUACACUCACUGUGUAUCAAGUUAUCACACAUUUGUUUAGGAUCAUAAAUGUCACUCCAAUCUUACAUAAUCUGCCUUUAUUUGUUCACUGAUUGCCCUGUGUAGUUUUCAACAACACUGUCUUUGCUUGGUAGACAUAGUGAGGCAAUAAUGAUGAGGUAGGAAACAAUUACAUGUCUGUGACAAAAAUGUAAUGAGGAGGAUUGGUGAUGCUGGGAAAAUCUACCUGAGGUUGCCGUUGUGUUACCCGCAACGGCAGCAACACCACGACUGAAUGUUCAGGUCAAAGAAGGACAAACAUGCACUGCAGUAGUUCUCCACUGUUUUCAUUUGCCUAUUUAUCUUGAGAAUAUUUAAUAAUAUCCACACCACACACAGUAGAUAUUUUUCUAUAAUUUGUUAAGUAUUCAAUGAUGUAUUCUCUUUUCCUACAUUGAUUUAUGAUGUGGUUUAAUUCGUUGUCUUUAUGUAGUUAGUAGUACAGAGUUGCGGUCAAGACCAUUCCAGUCAAGACAAGUCGAGACCAAAACCGUUUAUUUUUAAUUUUUGAGAAAUUAAUUUGGUCUACAUGUUAGAAUUACUUUUAGUUUUGCACUAUCAUGUUUGAAUUUAUUUUUUAAAGUAGACUAUGCAUACAGUGUAUGUACACGUAGAGCGCGACGAUGUAUCAGAAUAAUAAUCACCCCUUUUUUUUUGAACGUCUAAGCAGGUUUAAUAAUCUUCACGCUGAUGUACCUUUGCACAAGUAUUAGGAUUUUCUUAUUUUUGUGAUGUUGUAAACACAUUCCAAAAAUCAGUAGUCGUUCCCCGCUGGCAUCAUUUGUUUGUGCCAUCGAAGACUGCCAAUCUUUAGUAUGGUGUAUCUAUAAAACACGUUUCAAAUGAAUUUGGCAACGUAUAAAAGUAAAGAAAAUAUAAAAACACCACAACACUUGAUGAAGGGACAAACUUUUUUUCCUAGUUAACAUGCACUGUUAAUAUUCUGUCACUGAAGGUUUAGAAUGUGUUUUAAGUUGAAGGCAGCACAUAUUUACAUCAAUGUAAUAUUGUCAUUUUUGCUAUGUUGGUAUAAUUGCCACUAACAAAUGAGACUGUGACGUCUGUUAUUUUUGUUCUGUGCUGUAGGCCAGUAGAUGCUGACAAUCUCCUCAGUGAAGGUCUCGUUUGUUUGUGUUACCUCUGCUGAUGGAACUAACGUGGUAUUGAUUUAUUGAUGUGAAAAUGCUGCGACUUCAAGUAAACUGAAGUAUCGUUGAAAUGUUGCUGACCCUUUGAACCAUGCUGAUGUGUACACCUUUUCCUUUUCCAUUUUCAGAGACAUUUGUAUUAAAGAUUAAGUUAUAAAUUCA
Messenger RNA from Acanthopagrus latus (yellowfin seabream), 2637 nucleotides. RefSeq names its product protein kinase, AMP-activated, beta 1 non-catalytic subunit, a (gene prkab1a). The record is from RefSeq and is a predicted model, not a curated record. Gene Ontology annotation, biological process: signal transduction. Gene Ontology annotation, molecular function: protein kinase binding. Gene Ontology annotation, cellular component: cytoplasm; nucleus; nucleotide-activated protein kinase complex. NCBI's taxonomy places the organism in Eukaryota, Metazoa, Chordata, Actinopteri, Spariformes, Sparidae. The transcript is spliced from 8 exons. The coding region runs from base 231 to 1037 and encodes 268 amino acids.